Papaver somniferum (opium poppy) is the source of this 1291-nucleotide messenger RNA. RefSeq names its product chorismate mutase 3, chloroplastic-like. Gene Ontology annotation, molecular function: chorismate mutase activity. Lineage: Eukaryota; Viridiplantae; Streptophyta; Magnoliopsida; Ranunculales; Papaveraceae. Gene Ontology annotation, cellular component: cytoplasm. Gene Ontology annotation, biological process: aromatic amino acid biosynthetic process; chorismate metabolic process. Bases 70 to 1041 code for a protein of 323 amino acids. The transcript has 6 exons. The record is from RefSeq and is a predicted model, not a curated record.
CUCUCUCUCUGCCUUCUCUGUUCUUUUUUUUUUUGUUGUCAUUUUCUUUGAUCUCUUUCUUAAUCUUCAAUGGAGGUAAAGCUGUUGAAAACAAUCUCACCAACCAUUACAAAACCUAAUGGAUUCGAAUCUUUUUCAAAACCCAUUUCUUCUUUCACUUUUAACACCAAGCAACAUCAUGGGUUUAGAUUAAACCCUUCAGUUUCAUCAAGAAAAACAUCUCUAACAAUCCAAGCCAGUGCAGCUUCUUCUACCUGCAUGGACAAAAAGAAAAGGGUUGAUGAGAGUGAAAGCUUGACAUUGGAUAGUAUAAGAUACUCAUUGAUUCAUCAAGAAGAAAGUAUAAUAUUUAGUCUUUUGGAGAGGGCUCAGUAUUGUUACAAUGGCGAUACAUAUGACUAUGAUGCAUUUGAUAUGGAUGGUUUCCAUGGUUCUUUGGUUGAGUACAUGGUCAUGGAAACUGAGAAACUUCAUGCGCAGGUGGGGAGAUACAAAAGUCCAGAUGAGCACCCAUUCUUUCCGGAAGCCUUACCUGAGCCUUUAUUACCUCCAAUGCAAUAUCCACAGGUAUUGCACCCUAUUGCUGACUCUAUAAACAUCAAUCGAAAAGUUUGGGAUAUGUAUUUUACCAAUCUUCUUCCAAGAUUGGUUAAGAAAGGAGAUGAUGGUAAUUCUGGGUCAUCUGCCCUUUGCGAUACACUAUGCUUGCAGGUACUUUCAAAGAGAAUCCACUAUGGAAAAUUUGUAGCUGAGGCGAAAUUUCGAGCCUCCUCCGACUUAUAUGUUCCUGCCAUUAGAGAACAAGAUCCAGCAAGACUGAUGGAAUUGCUGACUUACGAGUCAGUGGAAGCAGCUAUCAAGAAAAGAGUAGAGAUGAAAACCAGAACCUAUGGGCAGGAAAAAAGUUUUAUUGAAGAGAACGAUGGAGCUGAUCCUGUUUACAAAAUUAGGCCUAGCUUGGUUGCUGAUCUUUAUGGAGAUUGGAUCAUGCCAUUGACAAAGGAAGUUCAGAUUGCUUACUUGUUACGAAGGUUGGAUUGAAGUAAAAAUAGGAGGCCCUUCCAUCUAGUGCUGUUACCCCAUGUAAGAUUUCGACUCAAAUGCGGUAAAUUUAAACUACAGCCUUCUUUGAAAUUAAUAUUGGAUGCAUAUGAUUCAUGCGGUAUUCUUUUCAAACUUCGUGAAGCAAAUUUUAAACCCAGUCUAUCUUUUGUUUUCAUGAUCUGAAUAUUUUAAUUUGUACAUUUCCUACAAUUUUUGUCAAUAAAGAUGAGAUUAAGCAUGCAAUCAA